AUGAAUAACGCUGCAGAAAUCCUAAAGUCAGUCCAGAUAGGUUUAGAUGUCUGCAUAUUUCUUCUCAACACUGAUCGUGGCCUACAAGCGACUGAGCUAUGUAAUGAAUGUACAACUUUACUUCAAAACCUUGACACUGGUAUUCAGCUUGAUGUCUACCAUGUAAUAUUCAAUGCUUACUACGCCAUCUCUGCCAUCUCUGGUUACGCAAAUGCAGAAAGAUAUACUAUCAAACUUCUUGAAACGCUCCUCAACGUUGGAAUACUAACAACACGACUGGGAGACAAAUAUGAAGCACAAAGCCGGUUUGUAGAGGCAAAGGAACUUUUUGAAAGCGCUCUCACCAUCUGGAAAACGAUUGGUCACAGAGAAGUAGAAGCUGUGGCUCAUGGAAGACUUGGAGAUGUAUGUUAUUUCCUAAGUGAAAUGCAGAACGCAGAAAAAUACCACCAGAUAGCACUCGCCGUCGCGAUAGAAAUUGGCGACAAACAACGACAAGCAAAAAGUACCGGAAACCUCGGAGUUGUGUUUGAUUCCCUUGGCAAAUAUCAGAAGGCUAGAGAAUAUCACGAGAAAGCACUCGCCAUCGCGAUAGAAAUUGGUGACAGAAAAGGAGAAGGAAAUAGAUACGGGAACCUUGGAGCUGUGUUUCAUUCCCUUGGCGAAUAUCAGAGGGCUAAAGAAUAUCACGAGAAAGCACUUACCAUCGCGAUAGAAAUUGGCGACAGACAACGAGAAGCAACAAGUAGCGGAAAUCUCGGAGCUGUGUUUUAUUCCCUUGGCAAAUAUCAGAAGGCUAGAGAAUAUCACGAGAAAGCACUUGCUAUCGCGAUAGAAAUUGGUGACAGACGAGGAGAAGGAACAAGCAACGGGAACCUCGGAGUUGUGUUUGAUUCCCGUGGCGAAUACCAGAAGGCUAAAGAAUAUCACGAGAAAGCACUUACCAUCGCGAUAGAAAUUGGCGACAGACAACGAGAAGCAACAAGUAGCGGAAAUCUCGGAGCUGUGUUUUAUUCCCUUGGCAAAUAUCAGAAGGCUAUAGAAUAUCACGAGAAAGCACUUGCUAUCGCGAUAGAAAUUGGUGACAGACGAGGAGAAGGAACAAGCAACGGGAACCUCGGAGUUGUGUUUGAUUCCCGUGGCGAAUACCAGAAGGCUAUAAAAUAUUACGAGAAAGCACUUGCCAUCGUAACAGAAAUUGGCGACAGACGAGGAGAAGGAACAAUUAAUAGGAACCUCGGAGUUGUGUUUCAUUCCCUUGGCGAAUAUCAGGAGGCUAAAGAAUAUCACCAGAAAGCACUUGCCAUCGCGAUAGACACUGGCGACAAACAAGGAGAAGGAAUAAUCAACGGGAACCUCGGAACUGUGUUUCAUUCCCUUAGCGAAUGUCAGAAGGCUAAAGAAUAUCACGAGAAAGCACUUGCCAUCGCAAUAGAAAUUGGCGACAAACUAAGAGAAGGAAUAAGCAAUGGGAACCUUGGAGCUGUGUUUAAUUCCCUCGGCGAACAUCAGAAGGCUAAAGAAUAUCACGAGAAAGCACUUGCCAUCGCGAUAGAAAUUGGCGACAAACGAGGAGAAGGAACAAGCAACGGGAACCUCGGGGUUGUGUUUGAUUACCUCAGCGAAUAUCAGAAAGCUAAAGAAUAUCACGAGAAAGCACUUGCCAUCGUGAUAGAAAUUGGCGACAAAAAAGGAGAAGGAACAAGCUACGGGAACCUUGGAGCUGUGUUUGAUUCCCUCGGCGAACAUCAGAAGGCUAAAGUAUGUCACGAGAAAGCACUUGCCAUCGCGAUAGAAAUUAGAGACAGACGAGGAGAGGAAAAGAGCAACGAGAACCUCGGAGUAAUGUUUCAUUCCCUCGGCGAAUAUCAGAAGGCUAAAGAAUAUCACGAGAAAGCACUUACCAUCGCAAUAGAAAUUGGCCACAAACGAGGAGAAGGAGCAAGCAACGGGAACCUCGGGGUUGUGUUUAAUUCCCUCGGCGAAUAUCAGAAGGCUAAAGAAUAUCACGAGAAAGCACUUGCCAUCGCGAUAGAAAUUGGCGACAAAAAAGGAGAAGGAGCAAGCAACGGGAACCUCGGGGUUGUGUUUCAUUCCCUCGGCAAAUAUCAGAAGGCUAUAGAAUAUCACGAAAAAGCUCUUGCCAUCGCGAUAGAAAUUGACGACAAACGAGGAGAAGGAACGAGAAACGGGAACCUCGGAGCUGUGUUUGCUUCCCGUGGCGAAUAUCAGAAGGCUAAAGAAUAUUACGAGGAAGCACUUGCCAUCGCGAUAGAAAUUGGUGACAGACGAGGAGAAGGAACAAUGAACGGGAGCUUCGGGGCUGUGUUUCAUUCCCUUAGCGAAUAUCAGAAGGCUAAAGAAUAUCUCGAGAAAGCACUUGCCAUCGCGAUAGAAACUGGCGACAAACGAGGAGAAGGAAAUAUUAACGGGAACCUCGGAGCUGUGUUCCGAUCCAUCGGCGAAUAUCAGAAGGCCAAAGAAUAUCACAAGAAAGCACUUGCCAUCGCGAUAGAAAUUGGUGACAGAAUAGGAGAAGGUUCGUCAUACUCGAGUCUUGGAGAUCUUUAUUUUGAGCUUGGAAAAAAUCUGCAAGCUAAAGAACAUUUGGACAAAGCAGUCGGCGUCAGUUUAGCAAUUGGUAACAGAAAUCUAGAAGCCCAAGCUACUAAAUCUUUGGCAGCUGUCUUUGCUUCUGUGAAUGACCAUCAGAAGGCAAAAGAAUAUUGUGAGAAGGCGCUUAUCAUCAGCGGAGAAUGUGGCAAUAGAAAGCUCGACGCAGGAAUUUACCUAAGCCUUGGAAAUAUAUACCUGUUGCUUGGUGAAAGUGGCAAGGCAGAGGAUUACUUAGAGAAAGCUUGUUCCAUAAGCAGCCAACUUGGAGAUAAAAUGACUGAGUUUCAUAGCCUUCUAAGUAUUACACAGUUAAAGGUAUUACAGUCAGAGCUUGUAGAGGCAAACGAAUGUCUUCUUCAAUGUAUCGGAAAAUAUGAACAAAUCAGAAGUUUUCUGAAAGGAAUCAGUGAAUUUGAAAUUUCUUUGCUUGAGGACCAGGGUUCUUUUCCCUACCAGUUACUCACUAACUUGCUUUGUCGUACUGGAAAAUUUCGAAAUGCUCUCUAUGCUGAGGAGCUGGGACGAGCAAGAGUCCUCGCAGGAUUCAUGGCAGACAAGUACUCCCUCGAAAGCCACUUCACAGCUGAUCCACAAUCAUGGUUUGGGAUUGAAAACAUCGUGAAAAGAGAAAGUAACUGUGUUUUUUUGUAUGUUUCGUAUACAGAGCGGAAAGUUCUCCUCUGGGUAUUGAAAGGAAAUGGAGACAUUUUCUUUCGAGCAACAGAUCAAGUGGAAAUAGACAUUCUUAUUGCUGAGCAAGUCUGCGAUGUGGAAGGAGUUUUCAAAAAGAGCGCCGCCGGCUUUGGCGUUUUACCCGCAGCGAACUGCGAAGAUCGAUCUUUGAAUGACAACGUGACGACAUCUCUUCAUGAAGAGAGCCGGGCAAAUUUGCGAGGUGACGAAACUAAAGAUACCGAAAGAACUCAUCAAUUGUGCUACAAAUGGAUCGUCGCGCCUGUGGCAGAUUUACUUACUGAGCCUGAAAUCAUCAUUGUGCCCGAUCGAUUCUUGUACCGAGUCCCAUUUGCUGCCUUGCGUGAUGAAUCAGCCGGAAAGUAUUUAUCGGAGAAGUACAGAAUACGCAUCAUCCCUUCUCUGACGACUCUGCGGCUCAUCCAAGAAUGUCCCGCGGACUAUCACAGUCCAACUGGCGCACUGGUUGUGGGUGAUCCUACGGUUGGAAAAGUGCAUUACAAUGGUGUUGUCACCAACAUUACACCAUUGUUCCAUGCAAAUAAGGAAGCAGAGAUGGUUGGUCGACUGCUCGACGUUCAGCCUUUGUCAGGAAGUCGCGCGACAAAGCAGGCAGUACUUCAAGCGAUACCUUCAGUGAGUCUGAUACAUCUUGCUGCACAUGGAAAUGCCGAAAGAGGAGAGAUUGCUCUCUCCCCUCAAUCUACCACUGACGGUAUUCCCCAAGAAGAAGACUACUUCCUGACAAUGUCCGACAUUCAAGGAGUUCAAGUGCGAGCCAAACUGGUUGUACUCAGCUGUUGUCACAGUGGGCGGGGAUUGGUAAAAAAGGAAGGAAUUAUUGGAAUCGCUCGAGCUUUCUUAGCAUCCGGUGCACGUUCAGUGUUGGUAGCAUCGUGGGCUAUAGAAGACGAAGCAACGGCUAUGCUCAUGGAACAUUUCUAUGAACACCUUAGUCGUGGAGAAAGUGCCAGCGAAUCUCUUCAUCAGGCCGUUCAAUGGUUGAGAAGCAACGGCUUUCCCAAACCUUCCCAAUGGGCUCCGUUUGUGCUUAUGGGGGAUAACGUGACAUUUGAUUUUAUGAAAAAAGGGUAG
Molecule: messenger RNA, 4404 nt
Organism: Pocillopora meandrina
Lineage: Eukaryota; Metazoa; Cnidaria; Anthozoa; Scleractinia; Pocilloporidae
Source: the annotation of a GenBank genome assembly